This is a messenger RNA of Cladophialophora carrionii CBS 160.54, 642 nucleotides long. RefSeq lists its product as uncharacterized. Gene Ontology annotation, molecular function: methyltransferase activity. The record is from RefSeq and is a predicted model, not a curated record. The transcript has a single exon. Bases 1 to 642 code for a protein of 213 amino acids. NCBI's taxonomy places the organism in Eukaryota, Fungi, Ascomycota, Eurotiomycetes, Chaetothyriales, Herpotrichiellaceae.
AUGACCGACCAAGAUCCGAGCCCACCCCUGCUGGAACUUGCACAGCAGGUGCUUGCCGACUGCAAGAUCAUAACUGAUCACCUGGCGCGGAAUGGUCUUCCUUCGCCGUCCCUCGCGGCCGACGCGUACCCUUUCUUCCCUGGCACGGGACCUCCCGGUGUUGACACCUUCCCGCGGCUGAGCGACGACAUCAGAGCGGCGAGGACGCGGCUCCGAGUCGCGGCUGCAAGCCUCGCGCAGCUGGCUGCUGGGCCUGCAGAUGCGGCGAUGACCUGCCUGAUCGGCCACUGGAUGACAGCUUGCCUUCAAUACAUCUAUCACUUUCGCUUGGCCGAGCAUGUCCCUGUGGACGGGGACAUCAGCUAUAAAUACCUUGCUGCCAAGGCUGGAGUAGUUCCAAAUCAAUGCGCGCGCGUGCUCAAGUUCGUGGCUACCGAGGGUUUCUUCCACCAGACGAGACCGGGCCAUGGCGCCCACACCGCCCUGUCCAAAAUGUUGCUGAUGCCCGACUUCAGGGACACAGUCGGGUAUGUCACGGAAGAGUCAUUCGCGGGCGGGCCAAAGAUGGUCGAGGCCGCAGAGAAGUACCCGGGAAGUGGGGGGAAAGAACGAGACGUGCUGGAACCUGGGCCACAACGCUGA